CAAAAAGGUCGAUUCGCUGGUCAUCAAAUAUACCUGACAAAUACAACAGGUUGGAGAAACAGUGGCAGUUGUUAUGCAGACACAACUUCUCAACAAAGUAUGGUGGACCUAACUCCACGAAUCACAUCAUGUACAGGCAACACCCGAUACCUGACAAUUUACGUCGACCGUCAAAAAAAACCUUACUCUUGGUACACUACACAAGCUAUACUGGAGCUCUGUGAAGUACAAAUUUAUGGUUGUCCAGUAGGAAAAUAUGGUAACAGUAACUGUGGUACCAACUGUGAUACAACCUGUUUUAAUAGCCUGUGUCAUCCUAACAGCGGCCAGUGUACAUACUGUGCAUCGGGAUUUUAUAAGUCCGGACUUGUUUGUACAGCAUGUCCGACAAACUGUUUGAAUGGCGUGUGCAAUGUGGAGUCCGGUGUUUGCUCAGUUUGCGUCGAUGGGUACCAUGGCAGCCAGUGUGACCAAUCAUGUCCAGACAACUGUCAAGACAAGAUAUGUGACCAAUAUAGCAGUGUGUGUACAG
Messenger RNA from Mizuhopecten yessoensis (Yesso scallop), 532 nucleotides. Its product is annotated as protein draper-like. The transcript has 4 exons. The annotation marks the transcript as partial. NCBI's taxonomy places the organism in Eukaryota, Metazoa, Mollusca, Bivalvia, Pectinida, Pectinidae. The record is from RefSeq and is a predicted model, not a curated record.